CACUGCCCGACUGCACUGCACAAGAAUCACAACCACACUCACUCCCAUUUAAAGGUCCCAUCACUGCAUCACUCCUCGUUACCUUUUCGGCCCUUCCUAGUCUCAAGAACCUCUCUGUCGGUUCUGUUCUCGGAAUCUCAGAUCCGAACGACGGAGCAGGAAGAUGAAGGUGGUAGAUAAGAUUAGAGCUCUUGUGGAGGACCAAAACAAGGUCGUUUUCUCCUUCGAGUACUUUCCCCCCAAGACUGAGGAUGGAGUGGACAACCUGUUCGAGAGGAUGGAUCGGAUGGUGGCGCAUAAUCCUGCAUUCUGCGACAUCACCUGGGGAGCCGGUGGCUCCACCGCCGAUCUCACCCUCGACAUUGCCAACAAGAUGCAGAACAUCGUCUGUGUCGAGACCAUGAUGCAUCUCACCUGUACCAACAUGCCUGUCGAGAAGAUCGACCACGCGCUUGCGACUAUCAAGUCCAAUGGCAUCCAGAACGUUCUCGCUCUCCGCGGAGAUCCGCCUCACGGCCAGGACAAGUUCGUCCAGGUUCAAGGUGGAUUCGCGUGCGCUCUCGAUCUGGUGCAACACAUCAGAAGAGAAUAUGGUGAUUACUUUGGUAUUACUGUUGCUGGCUAUCCAGAGGCGCAUCCUGAAGUUAUUGGGAGCAAUGGAGUCGCUUCGCCGGAAGCUUAUCAGAAGGACCUCGAAUACUUGAAGCGAAAGGUCGAUGCUGGUGCUGAUUUGAUUAUUACUCAAUUGUUCUAUGAUACUGACAUCUUCCUGAAGUUUGUGAAUGACUGCCGCCAAAUUGGAAUUAAAUGCCCUAUUGUUCCCGGGAUUAUGCCAAUUAAUAACUACAAGGGCUUCUUGCGUAUGACUGGGUUCUGUAAAACCAAGAUACCAGCUGAGAUUACUGCUGCCUUGGAGCCUAUCAAAGACAGUGAAGAAGCUGUCAAAUCCUAUGGGAUUCACCUUGGAACAGAGAUGUGUAAGAAGAUUUUAGCUCAUGGGAUUAAGACUCUGCAUCUAUAUACGCUGAACAUGGAGAAGUCAGCACUAGCUAUAUUAGUGAACCUUGGUUUGAUUGAAGAAUCAAAAAUUUCUAGGUCAUUGCCUUGGAGGCGCCCUACAAAUGUUUUCCGUGUUAAAGAAGAUGUUCGCCCAAUAUUUUGGGCUAAUCGUCCAAAGAGCUAUAUAACAAGAACUUUAGGCUGGGAACAAUAUCCCCAUGGCCGAUGGGGUGAUUCUCACAAUCCGUCAUAUGGAGCACUCUCUGACCAUCAGUUCAUGCGUCCACGUUCACGUGACAAGAAACUUCAAGAAGAAUGGGUUACUCCCCUGAAAAGCAUUGAGGAUAUCCAAGAGAAAUUCAAGCAGUUUUGUCUUGGCGAAUUGAGAAGUAGUCCUUGGUCAGAAUUAGAUGGGCUUCAACCAGAGACAAAGAUCAUUAACGAACAGCUGGAAAAGAUCAACUUGAAGGGCUUCCUCACUAUCAACAGCCAACCAGCAGUCAAUGGAGAAAGAUCUGAUUCUCCAUCUGUCGGUUGGGGAGGACCCGGUGGCUAUGUUUACCAGAAGGCUUAUCUGGAAUUUUUCUGCUCCAGGGAUAAGUUGAAUGCACUUGUUGAGAAGUCCAGGGCUUUCACGUAUCUAACCUACAUUGCUAUCAACAAAGAAGGGUCAUUUAUAUCAAAUGUUGGUCUUGGUGAUGUGAAUGCUGUAACUUGGGGAGCCUUCCCAGCCAAGGAGAUCAUUCAACCAACUGUAGUGGAUCCUAACAGCUUCAUGGUGUGGAAGGAUGAAGCAUUUGAAAUCUGGUCUAGGUCUUGGGCUAACUUAUAUCCAGAGGAUGACCCAUCUAAGAAAUUGCUUGAAGAGGUGCAGAGCAGCUACUAUUUGGUCAGCUUGGUGGAUAACGAUUACAUCAAUGGUGAUAUCUUUGCCGCUUUUGCUGAUCUCUAAGAUGAGUUAUUAUUACUACCACACGCCAUCACACUUGAAGCAUUCUCAUUAUGAUCUCUAGUUUCAAUUGGCAUGGGAUGCAUUUCUUAAUCUGCAAUUUUCUUUAUUUGUAAUAAUAACUCAUUGGGGUUUUGAUGUGUCCCCUUCUUCAUGUUCAAAUUACAUUUGAACUGGUUAUCUAAAGCAAAUGUAAAAUCCAUUUGAUUUAUUUCCUGUAAUCCAUUAUCUCAAAUUUUCUGGUGUAUAGGGAUACUUCUAGGGUUAUGUAUUUUCAUGUAACAGGUGAAUAACGUAUUAUGUGAAAAACGUAAAGAGGUUUUUUGUUUGCGUAAGCUAGGAUUUUAUCG
This is a messenger RNA of Rubroshorea leprosula, 2298 nucleotides long. The record is from the annotation of a GenBank genome assembly. NCBI's taxonomy places the organism in Eukaryota, Viridiplantae, Streptophyta, Magnoliopsida, Malvales, Dipterocarpaceae.